AUGAACGCCGGCGCCGCUGGCAGACCCCGGGAGGGCGGAGGCGGCGAUGCGCACGGGUACCGAGAGAAGCCGAGCGCCCGCGGGAGAGGGUUGUCCUCAGAGCACCGCCGGUGCGGCGGGGUGCCUCUCAUCCUGGUGGAGUUUCCCUUCCUAUGCGCGGCGGUAGACCUUCGAGGCUCCUCGGGCACGACGGGGCGCCUGCACGGCUGCGGAGUGAGCCGCAAGCCACGGGCGUGCUUCGGGCGCUCUCGGUGCGCCGGGAGCGACUGCCGCCUUUGGGGGAGAUUGAAGGGGAUCCGCGGCGUUUUCUCGCUUGUCGAGGUGGAGGGAGGAAGGAAAUCCAGCCUCCUUCUCACCCACGUUUUGAGGUUGGAGUUGGAGCAGAACCGGUUGCAUUUUCAUUUCCCUCUUUCUGUCGUUGCAGUGUCUCCCAAAAUCAUCGAGAUCUCUUCCGACAUCUCCAUCAACGAGGGCGGCAACGUCAGCCUCACCUGCAUAGCCACGGGCAGGCCAGAUCCGACAAUCACCUGGAGACACAUCUCGCCCAAAGCCGUGGGCUUCAUCAGCGAGGACGAGUACCUGGAGAUCACGGGCAUCACGCGGGAGCAGUCGGGCGAGUACGAGUGCAGCGCCUCCAACGACGUGGCGGCGCCCGUCGUCCAGCGAGUCAAAGUCACCGUCAACUACCCGCCGUACAUCUCGGCCGCGAAGAGCACCGGGGUGCCGGUGGGGCAGAAGGGCAUCCUGCUGUGCGAAGCCUCCGCCGUCCCCUCCGCCGACUUCCAGUGGUACAAAGACGACAAGCGGCUGGCUGAAGGACAGAAAGGGCUGAAAGUGGAGAACAAAGCCUUCUUCUCCAGACUGACUUUCUUCAACGUCUCCGAGCAGGACUACGGCAACUACACCUGCGUAGCCUCCAACCAGCUAGGAAACACCAACGCCAGCAUGAUCCUGUACGAAGAGACAACUACCGCUCUGACACCCUGGAAAGGACGCUUCUAG
Leptosomus discolor (cuckoo roller) is the source of this 1002-nucleotide messenger RNA. The record is from RefSeq and is a predicted model, not a curated record. Lineage: Eukaryota; Metazoa; Chordata; Aves; Leptosomiformes; Leptosomidae.